GCCAACGAGACUUCCGGCCCCUUCUUCCCAGAGCCCUCCAGAAAGUUCUGUACUGUGUUGCGGCUACAAGAACCAGCCAUCUUCCUUCUCUAGCUCAGAGAUACUCGAGCGAAAGCCAGGGCUGUUGUAACACCUGCUAGACUGUCACCAUGGUUCACGAAACCGGCUACUACGAUCUUUUGGGUGUUAGCCCCCAAGCCACACCGGAGGAAAUCAAGAAAGCCUACAGAAAACUCGCAUUGAAAUAUCACCCCGAUAAGAACCCCAGUGAAGGAGAUAAGUUCAAGCAUAUAUCUCAAGCAUAUGAGGUGCUGUCAAAUCCAGAGAAGAGGAACUUGUACGACCAAGGAGGAGAACAAGCAAUCAAAGAGGGGGGCAUGGGUGGAGGAUCUUCUCCAAUGGACAUUUUCAACAUGUUCUUUGGAGGUGGAGGAAGGAUGCAGAGAGAGAGAAGAGGGAAGAAUGUUGUCCACCAGAUGGGUGUUACAUUAGAGGAGAUGUACAAAGGCACCACCAGGAAGCUUGGACUUCAGAAGAAUGUCAUUUGUGAAAAAUGUGAUGGUUAUGGUGGCAAGAAAGGUGCCUUGGAGAAGUGCUCAAAUUGCAAAGGUAAAGGAGUACAAAUCAAGGUGCAACAGAUUGGUCCAGGCAUGAUUCAGCAGAUCCAAAGCAUGUGUUCAGAGUGCCAGGGACAGGGCGAGAAAUUUAACUCCAAGGACCGCUGCAAAAACUGCAACGGACACAAAGUAGAACGCACUAAGAAAAUUCUUGAAGUUAACAUUGACAAAGGUAUGAAAGAUGGUCAGAGAAUUACAUUCCAUGGAGAAGGUGACCAGGAACCUGGACUGGAGCCUGGGGAUGUAAUCAUUGUGCUGGAUCAGAAGGAUCACCCCGUCUUCCAGAGACAAGACGACAAUUUGAUGAUGACAAUGAACAUCAAACUUGUUGAGGCCCUGUGUGGUUUCAAGAAGACCAUUCAAACAUUAGACAGCAGAACAAUCGUCAUCACCUCACUGCCAGGUGAAGUAAUAAAGCAUGAUGACAUCAAAUGUGUUCAGAAUGAGGGCAUGCCAAUUUACAGAGAUCCUUAUGAAAAGGGACAGCUAAUCAUUCAAUUCCAGGUGGAAUUCCCAAAGAAAGGUUGGCUCCCAGAGCAUCUCAUGUUCCAGCUGGAAAGAUUGCUUCCUCCCAGGGAGGAUGUGAUGAUAACUGAUGACACAGAGGAGGUGGAACUCAGUGAGGUGGAUGUGCAGGCACAACAGAGAAGCCACAGUAGGGAAGCUUAUGAGGAAGAUGAGGAGGGUCCCAGAGGUGGAGUGCAAUGUCAAACACAGUGAUCAAAGUCUGAUAUAAAAGAAAAUGUUGUAGAGCAUGUAUGGGGUUUUUUUUGUUGAUUUGGAUUUUGGACUCUCCUUUACACAAAUGCCAGUGGAGCAUUCACUUCACAUUGUGCUCCCCAAUCUAUCAAAACUGUAUUUUGGUGUUAUUGUUUCCUCUGUUCUGUAUUUAAGAUCUGUGUCUUUUAUAUGUAUGUUUCCUAAGAAAUCUAUGGCACAGACACUUUCAUUUCGUCCGACUUAAAUGCUUUCUGUGAAGGUAAUUUCAGUCACGACAAACCUUUUGGGUUAUUUAUCAAUAAAAGUCCCAGAACGCCUCAACUUU
Chelmon rostratus (copperband butterflyfish) is the source of this 1662-nucleotide messenger RNA. RefSeq names its product DnaJ heat shock protein family (Hsp40) member A (gene dnaja). Gene Ontology annotation, cellular component: cytoplasm; cytosol. Gene Ontology annotation, biological process: protein refolding; response to heat. Gene Ontology annotation, molecular function: Hsp70 protein binding; ATP binding. Bases 150 to 1337 code for a protein of 395 amino acids. The record is from RefSeq and is a predicted model, not a curated record. The transcript is spliced from 8 exons. Lineage: Eukaryota; Metazoa; Chordata; Actinopteri; Chaetodontiformes; Chaetodontidae.